Molecule: messenger RNA, 945 nt
Organism: Aspergillus alliaceus
Lineage: Eukaryota; Fungi; Ascomycota; Eurotiomycetes; Eurotiales; Aspergillaceae
Exons: 6
Coding region: 1-945 (314 amino acids)
Biological process (GO): transmembrane transport
Cellular component (GO): membrane
Molecular function (GO): myo-inositol:proton symporter activity
Source: RefSeq, a predicted model, not a curated record
AUGGUCAUAGGACUGGGGUGCAUCUGGUUCACUGUCGGAUCCGUCGUCGCAUCAUCCGCGUACUCAGUAGCCCUAAUGUCCAUCGCGCGAUUCAUCAUCGGAGUAGGUAUGGGCUUCGAAACUAUGGUCACCCCAGUAUACACCUCCGAACUCUCCCCAUCCUCCCGCCGUGCCCCCCCACCCUCCAACAUCCAAGCCCUCGUCCAAGUAAUCCAAGACGUCAACCGCUCCGUCUCCUUCGACCAAGGGCCCCGUAACGCGCUCUGGUCCUGGAAACAACUCCACCUCUUCCCCUCCCACCUCCGCUCCCUAAUCACCGCCUGCAGCCUGAUGGCCCUGCAGCAGCUCUCCGGCUUUAACUCCCUAAUGUACUACUCCGCCACGCUGUUCAAUAUAAUGGGGUUCUCGAGACCCAUCGAAGCAGGCCUCAUCGUCUCCGGCACGAACUUCCUCUUCACGGCUCUAUCGCUCCUGUUCGUCGAUCUCGGCCGCCGUCGUUUGUUAGUUUGUACCGUGUGGGGGCUACCGGUUGCGUUGGCGAUGGCCGCGGGCGCGUUCUCGAAGGUCAAUGUCGAUGGUAAUCUAGAGCUAGUCACCACCCCACCGUUUGUGGGCGAAACCUUUUAUGCCAUCGCGCUGGGGAAUGUGCCCUGGUUAGCUAAUGAGCUUUUGGCCCUGGAGGUAAGGGCCGUGAGUACGGCGAUGUUGACUAUGGUUUGUUGGGGCUCGAAUAUACUUGUCUCGGCUACUUUUCUUUCCCUUGUGAGCGCCAUCUCGGCGUCUGGGGCGUUUGGGCUUUACGCUGGGGUUUGUUUCGUCGGGUGGGUGAUUAUUACUUUUACGUAUCCGGAAACGGCCGGGUUAGAGCUGGAGAGUAUUCCACAGGUGUUUGAGCAUGGGUUUGGUGUUCGUAUCUCAGUGUUCAGUCAUGAUAUAUACCAGUGA